Molecule: messenger RNA, 15732 nt
Organism: Adineta steineri
Lineage: Eukaryota; Metazoa; Rotifera; Eurotatoria; Adinetida; Adinetidae
Source: the annotation of a GenBank genome assembly
AUGAUAUUUGAUCAAAAGGCUAAUAUAGAUACCGGUGGUGGACCGUUAUCAUUACCACAUUAUGAAAGUAAGGUCGUUGCUCCAAGAAAUCCAACAUUAAAUCGUGGUCCAAAAAUUGAACCAAAAUUUACACCAUCAACAUUUUUAAAAGAAAUGUCGUUAGACACUCAACAGAAACUGCUUAAUACAAGAGAAAUGCAUAUUCCAUACAUCAUUGCACUAUCAGACAUGGCUGAAACAUCAUUACAAACAGCAACAAAAGUUGAUAUUGAUGAACCUCUAUUUCAACCAUAUCCAUCAGAUAUUACUUUUCAAAAAUUUGAACCAUUCAAUACCUAUGAAGUACCUUUGUUACUUCGAAAUAACGAUAAAGUAGCAAGAGCCGUUAAAGUAACACAAGUCGAUACACCUUAUUUUACUAUUGUUCCUCCACCAAAUGCAUUUCAAAAAGUUGCACCUGGUGUUGCCCUUGUAUUUCGUAUUCAGUUUAAACCUGAAGAACAACGUGAUUAUACACAUGAACUUCUAAUAGCAACUGAACGUGAAAAAUUUCUUAUACCUAUUCGAGCUAUUGGUGCUCGAGCUAUUUUAGAUUUUCCUGAUGAUAUAACAUUUCCAACAACAGCUGUUAAAAGUACAAAUACAAGUAAAGUUUUAUUUGUUCGAAAUAUUGGCAAUCGUGAGGCACGUUUUGUUUUACAAAUUAAUAAACCAUUUAUUGUUUCACCUGAAAAUGGUCUUUUACCAGUUGGUGAAAGUAUGCAAGUUACUGUCGAUUUUCAUCCAACUGAAAAUGGUGAAAUGAAAGAUGAACUUGUUAUAUCAUAUGAUACAGGAGAAAAAAUAUAUGUUAAUGUCUAUGGUGUCGCUCAAGAUAUAAAUGUUCGAUUAGAAAAAAAAUCGAUUCAUUUUGAAAACACAUAUUUAGAUAUGAUUAAUCAACGUACAGUUACAUUAUCGAAUCGUAGUAAUCAAUUAGUUCAUUUUCAAUGGAAACAAUUUUCAACGGAACGUGAAGAAGAACAACAAAAAUUAAGACAACUUCAUGCAUUAUCAGAAGAAGAAAUUGAUGCAUUACAAAAAUUAAAUGUAAAUACGAAUGAAUCUCCAUCAGCUGGUCCAUUUGAUUUUGGUGUAUUAAUUCAACGUACAUUUAUCAAUCAUCGUCGUCAAUUAUCAGCUGAAUCUUAUUUAUUUACACAUACAAAUUAUCGUAUUGAUCCAAUUGAAGGUGAUAUAUGGCCUGGUGGUACAUUAGAUAUUCAAGUCUUAUUUAAACCAACUGAAGCACGUAAAUAUGAUCAAACAGCAUGGCUUGAUGUUGUUGGUCGUGAACAACGUUUACCAUUAAUCUUAACAGGUGAAGGUGAAGGUGCGAAAUUAGAAUCAUCAUUUCAAACAUUAGAUAUCGGUUGUGUUUAUGUUGGUUCAACACAUCUCUAUGAAGUUGUUCUUGCUAAUAAAGGUUUUAUUGAAGCACGUUUUACAAUACCAAAAAUUAAAUCAUCAUUUGGUUCAUGUUUUGUUUUUGAUCCAUCAUCAGGAGUAGUACCUGUUGAUAAUUAUCAAGCUAUACAAAUAACAUUUCAUAGUGAUCAACUUGGACAAUUUAAUGAAAUAUUUAAUGUUACAAUUGAAGGUAAUCCAAAUGUUUUACCAAUCACAAUAUCUGGACAAGUUAUUGGACCAACAUUUUAUUUUGAUGAAGCACAAUUAAAAUAUGGUUUAGUAUCAUAUGGAUUUCAAACAACAUUACCAUGUCAUUUAUAUAAUACAUCACUUGUACCAAUGCCAUUUCAUUUACAUAUUAAUCAAGAUAAACAUAAGAAAAGUACACGUAUACCAUUAAAUGAUGAUGAUGAAGAUGAAGAUAAAACAGCAAAUAGUGAAUUUCUGAUACGACCAUCACAUGGAACAAUACCACCACAAAGUGAUUUAAAUGUUUUUGUUGAUUUUGUACCGAAAGCUAUUCAAAAAUAUGAUACAUUUUUACAAGUUGAUAUUGAUGGUGUAGGAAAAAAUAUUUUCUCAUUACCAAUCACAGCUAAGAGUACUGUUCCUCGUGUAACUCUUCUCAAUGAUGCAAUUGAUUUAGGUCGAACAUUUUUAAAUUUUCCAAAUGAACGUUUUGUUCGUUUACAAAACUCUACGAGUCUUCCAAUGCGUUAUCAAUUUUUAUAUCCACGUUCUGGUAAUCUUGAGUUUCAUUCCGAUGAACGUGAAGGUGUUGUUGAAGCUAAUACAACACGAGAUGUUCCAUUAGCAAUCAUUCUUAAACAACUUGGUGAUAUAACAGAAAAACUUGAAAUACAUAGAAUUGGUGCACGUGAUCCGCCAUUAGAAUUACAAAUAACAGCAACUGGUACAGGACCUGUCUUAUUUAUUGAACCAAGUGACUUACGUUUUGGUACAAUAAGUGUACUUGAUGAUCAUGUACAAAUACUUUCUUUAUCAAAUGAAUCACCUAUUCCAGCUGUAUUUCAUUGUGAAUCUGAAAAGAAAAAUUCUUGUUUUUCAUGUGAACCAAAUUCUGGUAUUGUUGAACCUCAUACAGCAAUAGAAAUUCGUGUUAUUGCAAAACUUAAUGAUCGUUUAAAAUUUAAUGAAGAUUUAAUUAUUUAUGUUGAACAUAGCACACCAUGUACAAUACCAAUAACAGCACAAGGUACAGGUGCAUUAAUUGUACCUGAUGUACCUAUAUUCCCAUGUCUUAAUUUGGGUUCACGUUUUGUUGGUACAUCAAUUGUUCAACGAAUUCAUUUUACUAAUAAAGGACGUCGUCAAUUGGCUGUUCAUUUUAUUUCAGCAAGUGAUACAAAAGCUGCCUAUGGUAUACAGAAAAAAUCGAAAAAUAAUAAUGCUAAAGAAAAUGAAAAUGAUCCAUUAUCUGAUUUAAUAUUUCGUCUUGAACCUGAACGAUUAGAAUUUGCACCAGGUGAAACACGUUUAUUAACAUUAACUGGUUUUGCUUCGCAACCAAAAAUAGUCGAUGAAGCAUUUACAUGUUUAGCUAUAAUUGGUCGUUCAACUGGUCGUGAUAAAUUACUUUCAUUAAAAAUUCAUUGUGAUUUUAUUGAACCAUUGAUGUCAUUUUCUACAACAGAUCUUUAUUUUCGUGUUGAAUAUAAUGAACCAAUAAUAACCGAUAAUUUACGUUUACCAAUAUCAUCCGAAUUAACAUUCUCAAAUAUAUCUGCUAUUGAUUUAACAGCACAUCUUCGUGUAAAACAUCCAUUUCUAUUAAAAAAUGAUUCCGAAGAUGAAUUUCAUUCAACAAGUCGUAUAGAUAGUACAGAUGAAAAUCUACUUGAUAUACCAGCGAAUUUUACAUUAACAAAAACAAUAAAAAUUUUAACCGGAAUGAGUUAUUCAGAACAAGUUUAUUUUGAUCCAAGUGCUAAUACAAAAGAAUUAUCAUGGAAAUGUGAUGAACAAUUAAUUUUUACAUAUGAAGAACAUGCUUUUAAUGAUAUUAUUAAUUUACAUGGACAAGUACAUUAUCCAAAUUUAUUAAUUGAAAAUACAAAUCUCGAUUUUGGUUGUAUACUCAAUGGAUCAGAAGUAACACGAUAUUUAACGAUUGUUAAUGUAAGUCCAUUACCUGUUAAAUAUCUUUGGGCAUUUAUACUUGAUGAAAAUGAACAAAAUUUUACAUUUGAACCACAACCAUUAUCAACAGUUUCAGCAACACAAUCAGAUCAAACACAAAUUCAAAGUGGACCAUGGUCGGAUGAUAGUACUGAUCAACCGAGAUUAUUCAAUACAACAACUAUUAUACCUAAACAUGAAGAAGUAUUUGAUAUAUCACCAUUUUUUGGUAGUCUUCAAGCAGGAGAAACUGAAAAAACUGCUAUUCGUUUUUAUGGUCAUUCAGGUAUAAAAGCUAAUGUUAAAGCUAUAUGUCAAGUUGAAAAUGGUCCUGUUUAUGAAUUAACACUUCAUGGUCAAGCAUCACAUAUGGCAUAUCGUUUAAAUACACAUGAACUUGAUUUUGGUGAUGUACAUUUUGAUAAAUCAGCAACACGUACAUUAACAUUAACAAAUGCUGGUAUUGUUCCAUUAGAUUUUCAAUUUUUAAAUUUAAAUAAUUUAAAUACAAAUGAACAAUAUGCACAUAUAACAAUAACACCUGAAUCAGGUCUAUGUCCAGCAUUAACAUCAACAGUCAUAACAAUAAAAUUUCUUCCAAAUAUUCCGGAACAUUUUGAGAAAAUAAUUUUUCUUCAAGUUGCACAUUUUCAACCUGAUAAAAUACAAUUAAUUGGUACAGGCAUGUUUUCAAGAUUAGAUAUUAAUUUACCACGUCAUAUUGAUGAUAAUUCAAUAGAAGAAAAACUUUUACACAAUAUUAAACAUGAAGCAAGUGAAAAUAAUUCACAACACGAUCAACAACAACUUGAUACACUUGUUGUACGAAAUUUUGUUGAAAAAUCGAAUGAAAUGAAUACAAAUUUAGGUGAAUCUGUUGAUCAAACGAAUCAAGCACAACAACAUCAAUCAGUACGUUCAAGUAAUUUGUCAUUAUCAACAUCAACAACAAGUUUAACAAAACGAACAUUUAGUAGUAAAUUAAUGCCUGUAUUACCGGAUUAUAUUGUUGAUUUUGAAUAUAUUAUUUUGGGAACUGUGCGACAACAAAAUGUUCAAAUAAAAAAUCCAACAAAUAAUAAUAUUACAUUUCAGUUUGAACGUAUAGCAUAUAAAAAUACAGGAUUUUCAUUUGAUUGUGAUCGUAUUAAGAAUUUACCACCAGGAGAAUCAAUUACAAUAACAAUUACAUUUGAUCCACGUGGAGCUAAUCUUGGACUUGGUCCAGUUGAAUGCCGAGUACCAGUUGAAGUUACAUCUGGUCCAUCAUUUCAUUUACGUCUUAAAGCUAAUGUAACAAUGCCAGAUUUAAACGCAUCAAAUGAUACACUUGAUUUUAAUACUGUUAAAUGUGGUGAAUGUAAAAUAGCAACAAUACAAUUACGAAAUCCAAAAGAAAUUGCAUGCGAAUGGGUUGCUGCUUAUCCAGGAGAAGAUUCAACUGGUAAACCAAUAAGUCGUUUUCCUCGUCGUGGAAAUACAAGCGCGAGACGAAAACCAUCAACACGUAUUUUUGAAGUUUUACCACCAUCGGGAAUUAUUUUAGCUGGUCAAAAAGUGAAUGUUCAAAUUAAAUUUACACCUGCUGAAGAAACAACAUAUGAAUCACGUGUUUUAUUACGUAUUAAUCAAAGUAGUCAACGUUUAAUGAUUAUAUGUCGUGGUAUUGGUCUUGAACCUCAAAUUAUUGUUGGACAAAUGCAUGGAACUACAUUUGAACCAACAACAUCAAUUGUAUUUAAUCCGAUUUUAACACAUAGUCAUGGUGAUGAACAAGAAAUCGUCAUACGUAAUCCAUGUACAUUUCCAGUUGAAAUCUAUAAUCUUGAAUUUGAUAAACAAUAUCUUGAUGAAGAAAAAGUUCUUCGACUUUUACCAGGUUAUGAUGAAAAUAAUAAUAUUCUUUUACCAACACGACCUGCUGGAGAAAAAUUACCAGGUGAAAUACAAAAAUUUUAUGAAGAUGUAGUUAAACGAGCUGAUGAAGAAAAAUUAGAAGAAUCAACUAAGAGAACUGAGGAAGCAUCACUUGCAGCUGAUGGAAUUGAUUCACAUAUUGGUGAAACGAGUAAUGUAUCACAUCAACCAACAUCUAAUGUUGAACGUAGUGGUGAUAGAUUAGUUUUUAAUUCAAAUUUUGAACAUACAGAAUCACUUCUUGAUAAAAGUGAAUCCACAUUAAAACGUGUUGCAGAAAAAAUUAUUGAUUAUGAAAUGACACCUGUAGCUCAAGCAUUAGCACGUCAUUUAGGCAUUGAUUUAACAUCAGAUGGUGUACAAGCACGUAAUCGACGUGGUAUUUCUAUUAUAGUUCAUGGUCCACCUGGUUCAGGAAAAACAAUGAUAUCACGUGAACUUAGUCAACGUUAUGAUUGUGCAUUAUUAAAUCUUGAUCAAAUAAUUAUUGAAGCUAUUGAUAGUGCACAACGAAAUGAAUUUGCUCAACGUGCUUAUCAAACAUGUCGUGAAGCAUAUGACAAACAUGUUGAAGAACAACGAUUAGUAGAGCAAGAUGCUGAUCAUGUUGCGGCUCCUGUUCCAGCAGGAAAAAUUCGUCAAUGUUCUUCUGUUUUAUCAAAAAUUCAAUCACCUUUAUAUAACAAUCUAUCACCACAAAGUGUACAAUCUCCAACCACUACACAUGUUAAAAAACCAACAGAUAAAAAGAAAAAAGGUGGUGAAGUAGCUGAUUCAAAUGCUCAAUUAGCAACUCAAGAACCUCAACCAUUAGCAGCACCACCACAAAUUAAAUUUAAAAUACAUAAACAUUUAACAAGUGCUGCUAAUGCUGAAUUAUCUCAUGCACAAAGAAAUGCAGAAGACAGUCCAUAUAUUGCUGAUGAUGAUCAAGAAGAACUUAUGUCUUAUAUACUUACAGAAGAUGUUUUCGUUGAAAUUCUUGCCACUAGACUUCAGAAACCUGAUUGUCUUCAUGGUGUUGUCUUUGAUAGUCUUGAUACAUCAUUUCUUGCUACUGUUUCUCAAGCAGCAAUUGCAGUUCUUAAAGCAAUUAAUAAUCGUUCAUAUAUUUAUGCUAUUUUAACAAAUUUUUCGUAUGCGAAAUAUAAAGAAGCACAAGCCAGAGCUGAUGAAAUACGCCGUUCAGAAGAACGAUUACGAGAACAAAAUGACAAGGAAUAUGUUGAAGAAAUGGGUGAAGAUGAAUAUGAUGCAUUACCGGAUGAAGAAAAACAACGUAUUGAUCAAAAAAGAUUACAACAAAAGAAAGAUCGAAUUCUUAGAGAACAACGUAUUAAAGAAGAAAAAGCUCGAUUAGAACAAGAACGUUUAGCAUUAAAAGAAACUGAACCAAAAAAAGGUAAAAAAGGUGGUGCAAAUCAACCAGCCGCGGGUAAAGGUGGAUCGAUAGCUGGUGGUGAUAAAAAUCUUGCAGCAUCGAAUGCUACAGUUGCUGGUGCAAAAGGAGGUUCUCGAUUAACAUUAGUUAGUGCUCGUGGUCCAACUGGUUCUGAUCGAUCAACCAUAAAAAUGGAUGGUAUAAGUACUGAAGAUAUUGAUAAGAAAAAAAAAUCUAUGAAAGAUCUUGCUAUAAAAGAAGAAGAAGGUUCAAAUUCAUUAAUGAAAGGAUCAACAACGAGUGAUCUUGACGAGGAAAAAGAAAAGAAAAAAGAGAAAGAAUUACUUGUCAAAUUUAAAACAUUUGAUUUUUAUCGUAAUGAUUUAAUGAGCGUUUUUGAUUUAUGGGAUCGAACAAAAGGUGUAACACGUAGUCCACCAACACCAACAAAUCAAUCAGAAGAUGAUCAUGGAUCAGGUGCAGUUGGACCAGGUGGAAAAAAAGGUGCACAAAAGAAAGAUAAAGGAAAAAAAUCUGAUACAAAAGAAAAAGAAAAAGCUGAAAAAGUCGAUGAAACUGGUCCGGUAGGUACACCUAGUCAACAACACUUAGCUAGUGCAACACCAUCUGUUUAUGAUGAUAGUACACAGAUAAUGAAAGAUGAUUCAAAAAAAACAGCAGCAGCUGUAGCUGAAGAAGCACUUAAUAUUCCAACAAUUCAAAUUGAUACACCCGCUGAUUAUAAUUCAAAUGAACCAAUACCAUCAAAUAUAAUGGAUACAAUUAACAGUCGUUUACCAAGUUUAAAUAACGUACUCGAUGGAAUGGGUCAAGGUCCUCGUGGUCCACCUGUACCAAAAGCAUUUGAAUUUGCUGUUGUUCCAUAUCCUGAACCACGUGCAAACCCACCAUGUGCUGAAUAUGGACAAUAUUGUUUUAUUGCUACAAGUGAAAAUGAUCCGAAUCUAUUUGCUGAAGAUAGUAAAUCAAAAGAAAGUAAAACACCUGAACCAACAGCUAAUGGCGAAGAUGGUGAUGGAAAAGAGACUGGAACAAAAGGAAGACGUAGUCGAACUGAACGAGAUUCAAUUUCAACUAAACGUAAAACAAGUGGUGGACCUAGUGGUAGUACUGAAGGUAAAUCUUCAACACGUGGGACAACAAAAACAUCUCGUUUUGGUGGUAAACAAUCACCCACACCUCAUUCAGUUGAUGGACAUGAUGGUACAAGUGAAGCUGGUGCUGAAAAACAUUUACCAAAAAUUGUUCGUUUUCGUUGGAUUAUACCAGCAAAAGGUGAAAUACGUGUACGCCUUCGAUUUGUUUCUAAUGAAGUCGGACAAUUUGAUCAAACAAUAUCAUUUGAACUUCUUGGUACAAAACGAAAUUAUAAAAUAUUUUGUCGCGGUAUUUGCACUUUUCCAGUUAUUAGUCGAGAACCACGUACAAUAUUUCCAAAUCGACAAAAAACUAAAAAACCCAAUGAAAUUGUUCAUAAAAAAUUUAUUCUUUCAACUGAACAAUAUGAUUUCGGUCCAUUAGUACUUGGCAAAGAUAUCAAUAAAAUUCGUACUGGUAUCUAUCCGAGUAAUCUUGAAACAUUAACAAUAGCAAAUACAUCACCAAUGGAUGUUGAAGCAUUAUUUUGUUUUUAUAAUGAAGUUGAUCCAUCCAAAGCAGUUUUCUUUGUUGAACCAACUGAAAUGCAAUUAAAACCAGGAGAAUCAAAACCACUUAAAAUAAUGGCUAAUCCACCAAAAGAAGGUCCAUUUGAUGAAACACUUGUUUGUUGUAUCAAAGAAAAUCCUGAACCAAUUGUCUAUAAAUUACAUUGUGAUGGUUGUAUACCUGAUUUACAACCUGAACCAGCAUCAUUUGAUUUUGGUCAAGUAUUACUUUUCAGAAAAGAAACACGAACAAUUCGUCUUAAGAAUACAAAAUUAAUUCCUGUUCGAUGGCGUUUAAUAGGCAUUGGUCAAGAUGGCAUUGGACAAGAAUUUUCAACAAAAACUGAUACAGGAAUUGUUGAACCAUUGAGUACAUAUGAAUUACAAUUGAAUUAUUAUGCUAGUCGACCACGAUCACCAGCAUCACAAAAAAAUAAACUUAUAUUAAAACUUGAAAUAUCCGAUAGCGAAGGUAUGCCAGGUGCAUUAAAAACUAUAAAUAUUCCUGUAUAUGUUGAACCAUAUGAUAUUGUUUUGGAUAUGACAUUUCAAAAAGGUAAUGAUCGUGGUAUUGAUUUUGGUAAUGUACGUGUUAAUCAAGAGGCUAAACAGACAUGUACACUUAAAAAUAAAGGCAAACGUGAAAUAAGAUAUAAAUUCGAAUUAAUACAAGAUCCAAAAUCGAAAAUUAAUGCUACUAAAUUUUUUGAAAUUGUUCCAAAACAAGGAAGUUUAACAGCUGGUGGUGAACGAAAUGUACCAGCGACAAAUGUUGUUAUUACCUUUAAACCCACAGCUGAAAUUCAUCUUCGUGAAGCUGAAAUUAUUGUCGUUAGUGUUAUUAAUGUAGCUCCAGGACCAAAACUAACUGAUGGUCCUGGUCAUGCAGGUACAUCACAUAGUACAUCAAAAGGUGAAGCAAAUGCUGCGCGAAAUGCUCUUGCCGCUCAACAACAAGCAACAGGUCCACCUGUUGAAGAAGAAGUUGCACGUAUUCGACUUAAAAUAUCGGGUAAAGCAACAUAUAGCAAAUUUGUUAUAACACCUGCAAAAGAAGUUAAUUUUGGUCCAAUGCCUAUUGGUUGUCCCCGUCGUGUAGAAAAAUUUCUUAUUGAAAACCAAGGUGAACAUGAUUUUAAAUAUAUUAUAACAAAAUAUCAACGUGAUGCAUCACCACAAAAAUUAAAUGCAAAAGAUGCACCAACACAAGGUCGUUUACAAGUUGGUCCAUUUAUAAUUUCACCUGCAUUUGCAAUGGUGAUACCAGGUGCAAGUUCAACUGUAUCAGUUGAAUGUAUAUCAGAAUCCGAUGUACCAAGAAAAUUCGACGAAGAAAUUCUUAUUGAUAUUGCUGAUAGAAAUCCAGUUGAAUAUCCAAAAGGACUUGUAUAUAAAUUAAAGAGUGAAUUAAUAGUACCACAAAUUGAUACAAGUGAUAUUUCAUCUAUAUUUGAAGAACAUCGAAUUGUUCGAAAUCUUUCUUCAUUUAAGAAUAUUGCUGAUUCAAUAACUGGAGGUGUUUAUGGUGAAGAUGAACGUCGUUUUCAAUUUCGAAAUGUUAUUGUUGGUCGAACAUCAAAAGCAAGAUUCAAAAUAAGCAAUGCACAAAAAGUUCCAGUUGAUAUAAAUCUUAUUUUACGUCCACCAAGUAAAGGACAUAAAGCAGUUGAAGCAUUUGAACUUGAUGCACAUCGUGCACAAAUUCCACCCUAUAGUAAUCAUUAUGCUGUUGUUUCUUUUACUCCAACAUCAAUGCAAUCAUAUUCGGCAAUAUUUGAUGUUACAGUUGAUGGACAAUCAAAAGCAAAUAGAGAAACACGUAGUACACCAAAUUUUUCAUGUGAAUUACAUGGUGAAGGUCAUUUACCACGUGUAACUAUUUUAAGACCAGCUAUACGAAAUAAAAAAGCACAAACAAUGAUGAUAUUUAAUAAAUUAUUACUUGGUCGUCAAGCUAUGCAACAAUUACUUUUAGUUAAUGAUGGAGUUUUACCAGCUAAAGUUGAUUUUUAUUUACAUGAUGUUGAAAAUGUUUAUUCAAUUCAAGCAUCAAGUGAUAAUCCUAAUCCUGAUAAUCUUGUUAUUAAUGAUAUAACACGAAAAGCUACAGCUGCAUCAGCUAUAUUUGAAGUUGGUCAAAGAAUUGCACUUGAUAUUUUAUUUAAACCAAAACCAUCACAAGGACCACAACGAUAUGAAGGUGUUCUUCGACUUGUUGUUGUUGAUAAUCAAUAUGAAGAUACAACUGUUCAAUUAAUUGGAGAAAGUUAUACAGAUGAUAUUACACUUGAUAAUAUUCAUGGAUUAGUUAUGAGUGAUGAACAACAACAACAACAACCACCAUUACCAAUUGAAAAUGGACAACCUACGAUCGUUGAUGAAGAUGCUCCAGUUUCUCUUUCCAAUACAAUAAAUUUCGGUGAAAUUCAUCUGAAUGAAUCUCGACAAAUUCUAUUUUCUAUAACAAAUCAUCAUCAAAAAGAUUCUGUUCGUUUUGAAUGGCCUGAACAUAAUCAAUGUACAUUUACACCACGUGUUGGUCAUCUUCAUGCUGGUUGUACAAAAGAUAUACAAAUAACAUUUAAAACCGCUAAACCAAUCCAAUUAAAUAAAGAAAAAGUUCUUUGUUCAAUAACUAAAAUAACAUUUGAUCGCCCAAUUAAUGAAAUACCUGAUUGGGAUGAUCGAAUGCGUUCAGUUAAAUGGAUUGAUACACCACAACAACCAGCUGAUCCAACAAAUCCUGAUCAACAGCGUAUAAAUCGUCCAGUAAGAAAGAAAAUUAUUGAAGCUGAUGUUGAACCAACAAAUCAACGUAUCGAAGAACAAACACGUCAAUUAGAUAUAUACGUAUCAGCUGUUGCAGAUUAUUGUCGUUAUAAAUGUAGUGAUUUUGAAAUUCGAUAUUUAGAAACUGCAAUGUUACAAACACGUGUUCAUGAAGUAACAAUUACAAAUCGUGGUAAAGUAUCAUUUAAUUAUGCAUGGCAAGUUCAUAUGGAAGAUAACCAACGACCAUUUACACCAUUAGUUGAUCGUGAUCCUCCAACACCUGAACCAGUUGAUGGACCACGAAAAGGACAAAAAGGUACUCGUACUCCAGCAGCAACUGCGCCAACGCCUGAUUCAUCAAAUGCACAAGAAUCACCAGCGAUAACUCCUGGUGCACGAGGAAAAGAUAAAGCAACAAAAGAUACAGGAAAAUCAACUGGUAAAGAUGGACCAACAGGAAAUAGAGCAAAAGCACGUCCAUCAAUUAAACCAGCAGGAACAACUGAUAAUACUGUUGAUGAAAAAGAAACUGAUAAUGAACAAAAUUAUCUUACGGAAGGUACAAAUCUAACUGAUCUAUCACAUGGUGAAUCAGAAUUAAGUCUUAUAUCACCACCAACUCCAUUGGCUGAUGUUGGUUAUAUACCAUUUAUGAUUGAACCCGAUAUUGGUUCAAUAGCUGUUGGUGCUAGUCAAAUAUUUAAAAUUAAAUUUGCACCACUUGAUAUUAAUGAUUAUCAAGCACGAUUAAUUUGUUGUAUACCGAAUUUAGAAACGGGUAAAUCAGGUCCAACUAUCGCUGUUCGUGGUCGAAGUCUUUUACCAUUCUGUCAUUUUGAAUUAGAAGAAUCAGAUUAUUUAACAAGUGGCCGACGACGUGUUGAUCUUUUAAUUAAUAAUCAUUCAACACAACCACCAGCACCAUUUAUUGAUCGUCAAACACGAGUUAUUGAAUUUAAAUCUGUCGGUACUGGAUCUACAUUAAACAGAUCGUUCUCUGUAUUAAAUCCAACCGAUACUGAUUAUACUUAUCGUUGGAUAUGUGAUGAUAAUCUUGAUUUAACAAAACAACCAUCAUUUGUUUGUCGUACUAUCCAAGGCAAAAUUGGAUCGGGCAAAGGAGCUAUUAUGUCAUUUGAUUUCUUUCCUCGUUCAUUUGGUAUUGUUGAAUCUAUGUAUCGUUUUGAAAUUCCAACACAUUCAUUAUCCGUUCCAUUUUUACUUGUUGGUCAAAUAAGUGAACCACAAAUAUUAUUUGAUCGAACAUUUAUUUCAUUUCAUCCUGUUUUAAUUGGUCAUUAUGUUGAAGAACAAAUAACAUUAAUUAAUAAAGAAAAUCGUCCAUUUUAUUAUCAAUUUCUUGAACGUUCAUUUAUCAAUGGUACAACAAAUCAUGAUUUAACUGUUGAACCAUCAUCAUCCGGUACAAUAUUAGCAAAUACACGUUUACCAUUACGUUUAAUAUUUCGCCCAACACAAAAUCGUACAUAUACAUACAUUCUUCAAUGUCGUAUUGAUGAAACAACUGAAUUAUUAACAAUAAAUAUUAAAGGUGAAGGUUUUGCAAAUUUAUCUAAUGUACAAGGUGAAACAAUUGAUGGUAAUCAUUAUGAUUUAACAACUGUACAAACUGGUACAAAUGAAAUACGUUUCGAUGAUGUUCUUAUUGGUAAUACAACAUCAAAACAAAUUGAAAUCUCCAAUGAUGGUAAAUAUGCAUUUGAUUAUAAUUUUUCUAUGGAUAAUAAUCAAGAUUGGGGACCAUUUACAAUUACACCAAUAAAAGGUACAGUAACAAAUAGUCAAAAACAAAUCUGUCAAAUUUUAUUUGAACCACGUACACGUGAACAUCGUUCAUUAGUUCAACGUUUAGCACAUUUAAAUAUAUUAAAUGGUUUAAAAUAUGAUUUAUUACUUAUUGGACAAACAACAACACCAAAUAUAAAUUUUUCAUUUUUAACAUAUAAUUAUGGUUCAUGUUUUGUAUAUCGUGCUGGUAUGCCAGAAAAUGUAUGUCUAUUAACAAUAACAAAUUUAGAUACAAAAGAUCAUACAAUUGAAUGUUUAUAUCAAUCAACAGCACAAUUAAUGGUUGAUUUUAAAACAGGUUUAAUUGCAUCGAAACAAAAUGCCGUAUGUAAAUUUACAUUUUAUCCACGUGAACAAAAAACUUAUCGUGAAAAUAUACAAUUUGAAAUUGAUGGUUUAACAAUUGUUAAUGUUAUUAUUGAAGGCGAAGGAGUUGAUUUUCGUGUUGAAUUAGCUGAACCGAAAUAUAAAAUUGUUAAUUUAGGUGCAUUACAAGCUGGUAAAAGUGUUACACGUGAAGUUUGUCUUGUUAAUCGAAGUCGUGCACCCAUAUCAAAUUGUUAUAUAACAUUACUUUCAUCUGAAAGUGGUGCACCACGUGAUAUGCUUUCUAUUCAACCAACAACGCCAGUUUCAUUAAAAGCUCGAGGUGGUACAGCGACAGUUACAAUUAAAUAUACACCACGUUCACGUUUAGCACCAUUUGUUGAACAAAUCCUAUUGAAAUAUGGUGAUUUAGAUGUACCAAUGUUUGGUGUACGUGGUUGUUGUCAAGGUUAUGAUAUUAUUCUUGAUACUGAUGCACUUCCAUUUGGUGCUGUUGGUAAAGAUUGUUCUUUAACACGUAAACUUGUUCUAUUAAAUCGAGGUGAUAUUGGUGCUGCAUUCUCUUGGAAUCUUGCUCAAUUACGUGAUACACCAUUUAGUGUAUUACCAACAAAUGGUUAUGUUGCACCAGGUCAAGAAACAACAAUUGAAUUUGUUUUUCAACCACAUAUGAUAAAACAUGAUAUACGUUGUGAUAAAGUUGAAUGUCGAUUAGAAGGAACAAAAUCUGUUUUUGUUACAUUAAGUGGUUCAUGUAUUGAAGUUGCACCUGCACGUGAAACAAUAACAAUAUCAACAGCUGUACGUUCAAAAGAAUUAUCAAAAGCAAUUCCAUUAAAAAAUAAUACCAAUACAUUAUGGACAUUAACACCUGUAAUUAGUGGUGAAUAUUUUUCAGGACCAGAAGCAAUUACUAUUGAACCAAAUUCAACAAAAAAUUAUGAAUUAACAUAUUUACCAUUAACUGAAGGAAAACAUACUGGUACAUUGUUCGUUCCAUUACCCGAUGGAAAUGGUCUUCUUUAUAAUGUUAUUGGUAAUGCUGAUUCACCACGUGCAUCUGGUAAAUUUUUACGUGAAGUUCCAUGUAAAACACCUUAUGUUGAAUUAUUACCAAUUGAAAAUUGGUUAAAAAAAUCGCAACGUUUUCGUGUAACACAUGAAAUUAUCAAACAAGAUCGUCCUGAUAUUCCUACAACAAUAAAAUAUCUUGAAUUUAUUGAUGUUGCAGCGAAAUCAAAACGAGAUUUUAAAGUACAUUUUUAUUCAUAUAAAGAAUGUGUACAACAAAUUAAACUUAUUUUUAAAAAUGAACAAACACAAGAAUAUAUUUGGUAUGAUAUUACAUUUAAAUCAAUUAUGGAUAAACGUAAUGCACCAACAAUAGGACAUAUUGAAUUAACUACACAUGUACGACAACAAGCAACACAUGAUAUUAUUCUUGAUAAUCCAUUACCACAUAAAGUUACAUUUCAAGGUCAAUGUGCACAUACCGAUAUACUUUUACCACCGGAACAUGUUUCGAUUCCAGCUAAUUCUCAAGGUUCAUUCAAUUUUACCUAUAUGCCAUUAAAAGCAGGCAAAGUUGAAACUCGUCUUGAAAUACAUUCAGCUGAACUUGGUUUAUAUACAUAUAUGUUAUCACUAAAUGCACUUCCAGCUCGUCCUGAACGCACCGUAUAUUUCAAAGCACCAUUAGGUAGUUCACAAGUAUUAUCAGCAAAAUUUACAAGUUUUGCUCGUACAAAAACAGAUUACAUUUGUAAAAUUGAUCAUCCAGAUUUUAUGGUUGAUAGAACAGUAACAGCCGCACCAAGUUCAUCACCAUCAACAAUGGAAGUUGGUGUUGAUGUUACAUAUGAACCAUCACAAUUAGGUGAUGUACGUGCAACACUAACAAUUAGUUCAUCAUCCGGUAGUGAUUAUACAUUUCCACUGGUUGGCCUAGGCGAAUUACCAAAACCACAAGGUCCAUUUACAAUUAAAUCUGGUGGUAAUACAUCAAUAACAUUUAAAAAUGUCUUUGCUCAAGCAUUAACAUAUACAUUCAAUGUUGAUAAUCCAUUAUUUCAUAUAACAAAAAGUCAAGAAUUAAUUCAAGCAAGAAAAUCACAUCGAAUUGUAGUUUCAUUUGAUGGAUCAGAUACAACAACUAAAGCUGAUGUUAUGGCAAAAUUGAUUGUUUCAUGUCCAAAAACAACAGGAGCAACUAAUGCAUCUUCUUCAAGUGUACAAUGGAUUUAUUAUCUUAAGGGUAUUACACCAUCAUAG